Carassius auratus (goldfish) is the source of this 738-nucleotide messenger RNA. RefSeq names its product LYR motif-containing protein 9. Bases 202 to 426 code for a protein of 74 amino acids. The record is from RefSeq and is a predicted model, not a curated record. Lineage: Eukaryota; Metazoa; Chordata; Actinopteri; Cypriniformes; Cyprinidae. The transcript is spliced from 3 exons.
UCAGGAAGUAAUUCCCCUGUUGUUAUCCUUCACCUUCACAACUCAAAUUAUGUGCAUGUGACGGGUUUUUAUACAUCUUAUUAUGGAUUUACAACUCGAACUUUCCCAGAUAUACUCAAUAUUAUUGUAGCAUUUAGACUUCGCAAUCAAAGUUUAAAAAUUCAGGCUUUCAGAGAAAGUGAGGGCGUACAGUAAAGUCUCAUGUCUCCUGCUGUGGUCCGCACGCCGCUGCAGCUCUACCGCUAUCUGCUGCGCUGCUGCAAACUCCUGCCAACAGCAGCCAUGCAGAAACACUACCAACACGCCAUCAGACAGAGCUAUAACAGUCAUGCGGAUGAAGAUGAUGCAGAAAGGAUUCAGAUGAUCAUUCAAAGAGCCAUAUCUGAUGCUGACUGGAUAUUAAAUAAAUAUACUAAAAAGAAGUGACCCUCUGUGGAGAAGUGUUCAUCAAGCUGACUCAGAACUGCAAACGUCAUGCACCAACUACUUAACACUUGAAAAUGAAACUGACAUCAUACCCACAGGUUAUAAAUGAACACCAAAUGAUCCAUAUAAAUUCGGUCCAUAUAGGCAUUAUCAAGUAUAACAAUUAGCUGAUGUUUCCUUGAUAAGCUCUUGGAAGAGCCUGACGUGUAUGCAAUUAUGUUCUGACAAGUCCCAGACCUACACUUGUGCAAUGCAUUUAAUGUUUAUUUUGUACAUUUUAAUGAAAUGUUAAUAAAUAAAUUUAAUACUUAA